UGGGAUAUUUCACUUCAAUGAAGGAAGCACGAAAGUGCACUAAAUGUUUCAAGUUUGCAUUUAGUUAUUAAACCCUUGUGUUAUUUGGGUUCUAAUGGCUGGUGGUUUUACUUUAAAACUUCACAUGCACUAGUAAGUAACACCCUGCACGCGCACUGCAGUUUGAGCGUGAAGUGAGGCGCUGAGGAUGCUGCAGUAGGCUACUGAUGGAACGUUUAAAAGGCAACAUUCUGCGUUUAUUUUCAAUCGAAUAACAGAUAACAGUUUGUUGACGAGGAACGAGCUACAUGAACGUGAAAUCCUGCAUCGCAUCGCCAUGAACUGCAGAUUUUUCCCUUGUUCAAUGAUGCAGCUAGAUUUCCUCUGCUCAGCUGCUUAUGGAGAAGAGUAAACCACCAGUGCUGGAUUGAUAUGGAUUUGAUGUGUUUAUUCAAAGCGUGUUUCUUUCAGUCGGUCUGAUCGUGUAAUAUUAAUAUGGAGGGCGAGAUUCCAGUCAUAUUAGAGCAGUUCAUGAGCAGCCCUCUUGUCACUUGGGUAAAGACAUUCGGUCAACUAGGUGACAAAGAGGGAAGCAUGCUCUCUGAAUACACUGAAUUAGUGGAUGGCAUAUUCUUGAACAAGGUCAUGAAUCAAAUAAAUCCCAAAGGGACUGUUCAAGGUUUAAACAAAGUGAACAAUGACGUUGGCCAGAGAGCUCAAAACCUGUCUGUUCUCAUUUACCACAUCAAAUCAUACUACCAGGAGACCCUGCAUCAGCUGAUUAUGACGCCUCCUCCCAAUGUCCUGCUGCUGGGCAGGAACCUGCUCUGUGAGGAAGGUCUAGAAGAGAUCAGGAAGUUGCUGCUACUGUUACUUGGCUGUUCAGUGCAGUGUGAAAGAAAAGAAGAGUAUAUCGAGAAGAUACAAAGUCUUGAUUUUGACACAAAAGCAGCAAUCGCAGCUCAUAUCCAAGAGGUGACUCAUUGUCAGGAGAACGUGUUUGAUCUGCAUUGGUUGGAGAUGGAGGGUCUGUGUCCAGAGGAAUGGGAAAAUCUCUGCAGAAGUAUGAGCAUUAACCUCAAAAUGUUAGUGGACCAGCGAGACCGCCAAUUUGAGGCCACUGUGGAGCUGAUGCAGGGGAACGAGAUGAGAACGUCUGUAGUGUUUGGUGAUGACUCCUCCCUCACAGAGUCCGCCAGCAGCCGGCUCCCUUUAUCCCAGCAGCAUCUGGCAUUAGAGCUGACGGAUGCGAAAGCCAAGCUCAAACGCCUCAGACAGGAGCUAGAGGAGAAAAGUGAACAGCUCUUAGACUGCAGGCAGGACCUGGACAAUGUGGAGGCGGAGCUUAAAAGACUUCAGCAAGAGAACAUGCAGCUGUUGACAGAUGCACGAGCAGCCAGGAUGUACCGUGAUGAGCUGGAUGCAAUGAAAGAAAGAGCCAUCAGAGCAGACAAACUGGAGAGUGAAGUGGCUCGCUUUCGAGAUAAACUUCACAACAUGAACUUUUACAAAGUCAAACUGGAGGAGCUGAAGGAGGAUAAUCAGGUGUUGAUGGAAAGUAAGGCCAUGCUGGAGGAAGAGCUUCAGAGCGUCAAAGCACGAUCUGACAAACUGCACCACCUGGAGAAACACAACAUCCUACUAGAAUCAAAACUUCAUGACAUGGAUGAGGAAAGAACUGUGGACAGGAGACAAAUAGAGGAGCUGCUGGAAAGGAACGUCAUCCUGGAGCUCUCUCAGAAAAGGAGUAUGGAAGAAUCACAACGUUUGGGCUGGGAGCUAGAACUUGCAAAGAACCCUCAACAGAAUUCAGAGCUGAAGUCUUUGGGCCAAGAGGUAACUGAAAAGACGUGUAGCAGGUUGCUAAAACUGGAGAAGGAGAACCAGAGGUUGUUGAAGACCCUGGAAAAACUUAAAGGAACCAGUCAUCCAUUGCAUGAGUUUACCUCUGAAUCAAAACAUUUUGGGGAUAAAUCUACUCCAGCAUAUGCCAACAUGCACAAUGACCAAAUAAUCAUUAAGACCAGCAAUCAGUCCCUUGACACAGAACACCUGCAUGCAUCUUUGGAAAGUAUUAACGGCAAUCUUCAUUGCCUUGAUGUAGAGCUCCAUGAAUUGGACACUGGGAACCAGAGGCCUCAAGUUAGUUUCAACCAAAACCAAGGACAAGUAGACAUAGAAAACCAAGGUCUAGUGCAUGAGAACGGACAUUUGGAGCAAGAUAGGAGUUGUCUGGAGAAGGAGAACCGGAGAUUGCGGCAGCAAGUGAAGAUCCAGGAGGCCUCAUUGGAUAGCAGCAACCUGAAGUUGGUGGUUCUUGAGAAGGAGAACCGUACCCUGGUUAAAAAGACUAACUAUUUUAGUGAAUCCUGUUCUAAGAACAAAGAGCUUGAGAAGGAGAACCAGGAGCUGAUUCAUCAGGCUGAAGUGGACAAGAGGAUGUUGAUGACAUUAAGAGAGGAGCUGCUGGACCAGAGGUUGAAAUUGCAACAGAAAGAAUCUGAUCUUGAGAAAUUAACUUAUGAACUAGAGAGGAUGAGGUUAAACCAGGAGACACGGAUGGGAGAUCCUGAGGCUGGAGACCAGAGUCAGUGUAAGCAGUUGGAGUCAGAGCUAGAGUCUUCUCUAAUGAAAUCCCUGAAGAUUAAAAAAGAGAGAAUGGCUGCCCUAGAGGCCCGUCUGCAAGAAUCAGCCAAGAUAAACCAGCAGUUGCGACAGGAUCUUAAAACUGUCAAACAGAACUAUGAGGCAUUGCUUCAGAGGGAUGAGGAAGAAAAGGCAGAGGCAGGACAGUGCUCUCCACCAGAGAGGACAUGGCACCGAGAGAGUCAGGAGGCCACGUGGGCAUUGCUUAAGCUCAAGGACCGACUCAUUGAGGUGGAGAGAAAUAAUGCAACUUUGCAGGCUGAGAAACAGUCAUUGCAAACACAACUGCAGAAAUUGCAGGUGCAGUCAGAUGGGUUGCAAGCACAAAUAAUUGCGUUACAGCAGCAGACGGCUUCGUUGCAGGAAAGCAACACAGCACUGCAGACACACAAUGCACAACUGCAGGUAGAGAAGUCCACUGUUACUUCCCAGAAUUACUCUCUGAUGGCUCAUAAUGCACAGCUACAGCGGGGACGGCAGAGUUCGGAGGCUGAGAGGGAGGCCACGAUACGGGAAAGAGAAGAUCUGCGCACCGUUAAUGAGCUUCUUCUCCGGGACCAUGAGAGACUGAGCGUCCUGCAUGAGAGACAGGCAGCAGAGUUGGAGGUGCUCUCUCACAGGUACUCCACGAUGGAGAACAGUCACCGAACCCUGGAGAUAGAGCACAGAUCACUGGAGGACAGGUAUAACACGCUACUUCAGCAGCACGCUCAACUGGAGGGCUUCGAGAGAGCUCUCAGAGAAGAACAGCAGAAGAUGCAGAAUGAGAUAUGCACAAGCAGGAGCACAACAGCAGAGUGCCAAAGACUCAGAGAUGAGAAAGACUGGCUGAAUCAAACCUACCAGAAGCUGCUGGCAGAGAAUGAGGAUCUUCAAGUUGAGCAAAAGAGCAUAAAGAGCCAGUUGAACUCCUGCAAACUGGAGCAGACACAGCUGGAGUCAGAGCUGUCCAAACUCAAGGAGCAGAACCAGCAGCUGGAAAUCACCAGCAUUAAACUGGCCAACCAGUGUGAGUUGCUGACCCAGCUGAAGGCGAAUUUGGAGGAAGAGAACCGUCACUUGCUGGACCAGAUCCAGAACCUGAUGCUGCAGAACCGAACCCUGCUAGAUCAGACCAUAGAAAGCAAGGACUUGUUCCAUGUGGAGCAGAGACAAUAUAUAGACAAACUGAAUGAACUCAGAAGGCAGAAGGAAAAGCUGGAAGAGAAAAUCAUGGAUCAGUACAAGUUCUAUGACCCAUCACCACCACGCAGACGGGGCAACUGGAUAACGCUGAAGAUGAGGAAGUUGAUAAAGACGAGGACUCGAGAUCAGGAGCAUGUUCGUUCCUCAUCUCCCCAUCUCCGCUCCGAGUCAUGCGAGGGUCUGGAUGACCUGCGCUGCAAUGACAACGGCUCCUCAGUGGGUUCCCAGGGCUCUGAGGAAUCUGCUUCCAACUCCCUUAAUGGUGACACCGUGUCCCCUAAGAGGAGCAGCAUCAGCACCCUGAAAAUGUUUCAUGUUAAGCAUAACAAACCAAAGGAUAAAGACAAAGUCAAGUCUCUCUUCCGCCGAUCUCUGUCCAUGAAUGACCUGCUGCAGUCAGAGGGAUGUUUGGAUGAGGACUCUGGGAAGCUGGAAGAUCAGCCAGAAGAGCAAAUAAUGCAGCACACCACUGCCAUUUCAAAAAAACACUCCACAUCAUCAUCAUUAUUUCAUCACUACUCUUCCAUAGACAAUCAUUCAAUAAUCUGUAAUCAAGGUAAAGAUUUCCAAGGAGACACAAUUCCACCAAGGCUUGCAAAUGGCACUGAAGGCCAAGAUAACGGCCUGAAUGGCAAAUCGAGUCGUGCCCCAAGCGCGAGCAGUGGCGAGUUCAACUUAAGCCUGGAGAACGAGGCCUGGUCCAGUGAUAGCAGCCCCCUUCCAGAUCCUAUCUCGUCCAGCCAUCAACGAUUCAAUGACUCCCCUUCCCCAGCCCGACCCAGCCACACGGAUCUCAGACAGGGCUACAGCUCCUCAGGGAGUGGAGUACGCAGAACCAGCAGUGGCAGAUACACUGGAGAAUGUUCAUCCCAAAAGCUGGACAAAGCAAGCAUUGGACUGUAUAAAACUCAUAGUGUGCAAAGUACAGAGUCUAAACCUACUCUUGAGAUGCAGGGGAAGGCCUCCUCCAUAUCGGGCUGUUUGAACUGCUUUGCCACGCCGAUGCGAAGCCCUAAAACAGGCCAGGCUCCGUCAACUCUGCCCCGGGCCAGCUGUGUCAUCUCAACAUCAGAGGGCAACAGUCGACGUGCCAGUGUCCACAGCACUAUGUCAGAGAAGUCAGUGGGAGCUCUCUCAAGUCAGAACUGUGCUGAACCUCAGCCUGACCCCAGUGAUGAGGUUUUAAAAGAAAGCCCUGACGUGGAAGAGGAAGACCACAAACCAGAACAUCUUUUUGAUUCACCAUUCACCAUUGAUUCGGUCUUCACAAACACAAUUUUCAGUGAGCGAAGUUGAAAUGCUACCAGUUAGAAAAAGUUCUAUACAUAGAUGUAAACCCCUUUACUGAAAUCAUACCAAAAUCAUAUAAAUACAAACAUCUUAUUCUAACCAUGUAAAGGCAACUAUGCCUUAUGAUUAUGGCAUCUCUGAGGUGAAUUCAGGCAUAAUCAGUCAGGAAGCCAAAAAAACAAUCCUCGUCCUUGCACAACCCUUAACUAUGGUCUUUAAUCUUUGUUGGGUGACACAUGUAGAUUUUUCCUACAUCAAUCCAUAUUUUGUUUCUUAAUCUUUUUUGUUUGCAUUUUAACUAUGUGGUAACUGAUCCCAUGUGUUUUUGUUUUGUUUGUUUUUUGAUUACAUGCAUGAAGGUUAAAUCUGAAAAAAAGAAAAUGAAAUACAAGUGUCCCUCUGAGCAUGUAGCAUCAAAACUUCUGUGGUUCAUGUGUCCCAACUACUGUAUAUUACAGUCAUUUUCCUUUUUGCAGUAUUGAAGAGCAGUAUUUUUAACUGAAAAUGCACCUUGUGUUUGUUAAAAACCAGUAAAUAUCCAUCUUGCUUAAGUUUCAUCAUGUUUUCCUUCUAACGUAAUAAAACCUCAUAGUUUGUUUGUUGUGCUGGUUUGUGCCCAUGUUCCUAUUUGUAAGCAGGUUUGAAAUAUAAAUAAAAA
Carassius carassius (crucian carp) is the source of this 5758-nucleotide messenger RNA. RefSeq names its product coiled-coil domain containing 88Aa (gene ccdc88aa). NCBI's taxonomy places the organism in Eukaryota, Metazoa, Chordata, Actinopteri, Cypriniformes, Cyprinidae. Gene Ontology annotation, molecular function: dynein light intermediate chain binding; microtubule binding. The record is from RefSeq and is a predicted model, not a curated record. Bases 475 to 5106 code for a protein of 1543 amino acids. The transcript is spliced from 27 exons. Gene Ontology annotation, biological process: cytoplasmic microtubule organization; cytoskeleton-dependent intracellular transport. Gene Ontology annotation, cellular component: cytoplasm; centrosome.